AUGUUUUGGGCAUUCUUUUUGUACUUGCUGGCUGCCUUUGCAAUACAAGUUCCCUUGAGGGAAAGGUCGCUGAUAGGAUUCCAUAAGGAGAUUACUCAGAUUGAUUCCGAGGUUGGGAACGAAUACGACGUGGUGCACUAUUUGGCUGAUUAUCUUUCUGCCCACGGAUUGACCGUUGAGUUGCAGCUUGUAGAAGAGGGCCGCGAGAACGUUUAUGCCUAUCUAGGAAGGCAAAGAGAUAAUAAGGUGCUGCUCACCUCUCAUAUAGACACUAAUCCUGCUGGAAAAAUUCCGUACCAUCUUGAAGGGGAAGAAAUCCAUGUGCGUGGAGCCUGCGACGCCAAAGGGAGCGUUGCAUCCCAGGUGUUUGCUUUUUUGGAGCUCUGGGAGGAGAAGAUCAUUAGUGAAGGUGACUUGGCUCUUUUGUUUGUUGUGGGAGAAGAAUACAACGGUAUAGGCUCUUUCACCGCCGUCAGCUACCUCAACGCUUCGUGGUCAAACGCAGUCAUUGUUGGGGAACCAACAGAAAAUAAGCUAAGCGUUGGACACAAAGGAAAUUUUCGUUUUGACGUCAACGCUGUUGGCGUCUCGUGUCACUCAGGAUAUCCGGAACAGGGAUUUAGUGCUGUUGAGUACCUAAUGAAUAGAAUCGAGCGCCUACUGCAGCAGGAGUUCCCUUAUUCUACUCUUUUAGGACCAACAACAGUCAAUAUUGGCAAGUUCAGUGGCGGGGUGGCGGCUAAUCUACUUGCACCAUCCGCAAAGGCAGAAAUCUACAUACGGGUGGCAGAAAACAUUGAGCUGGUUAAUCAGACUGUGAGCAGGAUAUUUUCUACUGCUCACUCAAACUACUCAAUAGUUCAGAUGCUGGAACCUCAGUACUUGGACCACGACGUUCCGGGCUUUGAAUUAGUCGCGUGCUCCUAUGCUACUGAUAUUCCCUAUUUCAAAGGUAAGACUGCCAAACGCUAUUUGUACGGGCCCGGCUCUAUUCUUGUCGCCCAUAGUGCCGCUGAGUACAUUCUGCCUGGAGAUUUGUAUGAGGCUGUUCGCGGAUACAAGUCCAUUGUGAAGUAUAAUAUAUAA
This is a messenger RNA of Ogataea haglerorum, 1086 nucleotides long. RefSeq lists its product as uncharacterized. The coding region runs from base 1 to 1086 and encodes 361 amino acids. NCBI's taxonomy places the organism in Eukaryota, Fungi, Ascomycota, Pichiomycetes, Pichiales, Pichiaceae. Gene Ontology annotation, molecular function: hydrolase activity. The record is from RefSeq and is a predicted model, not a curated record. The transcript has a single exon.